AUGCAGAUUUGCCUGAAACGCGUGUUAAGCAUCUCUCGAAAUGACGAAAGCGUCGUGGAGCGACGUGUGAGACGCGUAAAGUGCUUACCCCUGAUGUGGGGAGGUAUGGAUAAACAAGAGGCUGAAGAACAACCUAGCGGAUCCACUAAUAAUGAAGUUUAUGAUCCCCACUUGAAUCGCGUCACUUAUAAACCAGUAUCAGACUUUAAUACUUUGGCAAACCUAGUAAAAAGCGCGGCCGGAACGGGUCUGUUCGCCAUGCCGAACGCAUUCGCCUGCGUCGGGCUCUUUAUCGGGAUUGUUGGCACGGCGUUUAUGGGAUUGCUGAUAACCGGGUCCCUUCAGUUGCUCGUUAGAAUCCACCAUCUGAUGUGCACCCGUGUGAGAAAACCCGUCUUGGUAUAUGAAGAGGUGGUGGUCGCCACUUUAACCACGGGUGCGCGAGAGCCGUGGCUCUCCGCGCGCGCUGCAACACUCAUCGUCGAUGUAACGAUGUUAGCUUGCUACAUCGGGAUCGGUUCGGUUUACGUCGUAUUCAUUUCCGGUAUAGUCCAAGAAUGCAUAGACAGUGAAAAAGUCAUCGGACAGAGUUACUAUGCACUUAUGCUAUUCCCACUUCUUUUUAUAAUGAAUAUGGCGAAGAAUCUGGCGGACAUCGCGCCGAUUUCUAUUGCGGGAAACAUCUUACUUCUCGCCGCUGGAGGUAUUGGAAUCGUUUAUGCAUUGAAAGACGGGAUUGGCGAGGCAUGGACUACGAUCGGACCGAACAUAAAUUUAUAUCCAAAAUUUAUUGGCGUGGUUUUCUUUAGUAUGUGUUCACCGGGCGUGAUAUUGGCGAUAGAGCAUAGUAUGAAAAAGCCCUGGAAUUAUGUUAAAUUAUGUGGAAUAUUAAAUUGGGGCAUGAUAUUUUUGGUUUUGAUACACAUUUUCGUUGGAUCUAUUGGUUAUUUAAAGUGGGGACCCGAUGCACUCGGCAAUUUUAUCCGUAAUCAUGAGAAACUUGAUGGAGCGACGAUCGCGGCAUUGAUAAUGCAAGCGUUGGCAAUAUAUUUUACAUAUGGGCUGCAGUGUUACAUGCCCAUCACGAUUCUAAAGUACGGCUACGCUAUACCAGCCAUUGAAAGUGGUGCCUGGAAAGGAACACCAUUUCUGUGGGACUUGAUUAUUCGUUUUGGCAUCACGCUCGUUACGUGCAUUUUUGCAGCGGCGAUUCCGAAGCUCGAUCUGUUUACCGGCUUAGUCGGCGCGAUAUGCAUAUCCACUUUGGCCACAUUAAUCCCGGUCACUUUAUACAUUCUUGUACAUUAUGAGGAUUUCGGAAAGUUCAGAUGGAGACUGAUUUUGGGUGUCUCCAUGUUUUCCAUCGCUUUUAUCGCGGCGAUUUGCGCCGUCGUGACUAAUAUCACCUUAAUCGUGGAGUUUUUGAUACAUGGGUAUGCGCACGAGAAGUAUAAUUAUAAUUUAUAA
Messenger RNA from Formica exsecta, 1467 nucleotides. RefSeq names its product proton-coupled amino acid transporter-like protein CG1139. The transcript is spliced from 7 exons. Gene Ontology annotation, cellular component: vacuolar membrane. The record is from RefSeq and is a predicted model, not a curated record. Gene Ontology annotation, molecular function: amino acid transmembrane transporter activity. Lineage: Eukaryota; Metazoa; Arthropoda; Insecta; Hymenoptera; Formicidae. Gene Ontology annotation, biological process: amino acid transmembrane transport. Bases 1 to 1467 code for a protein of 488 amino acids.